AUGACCACUCCACUGGAAGAUGCAAUGGACACCUUGAUCAGGAUUUUCUAUCACUACUCUGGCAAAGAAGGAGACAGAAACAAGCUCAGUAAAGGAGAACUCAAGGAGCUUCUCACCAGUGAGCUCACUGACUUCCUUUCAGGCCAAAAGGACCCCCUCCUGGUUGAUAAAAUUAUGAAUGACCUGGACUCCAAUAAGGACAAUGAAGUGGAUUUUAAUGAAUUUGUCAUUCUGGUUGCUGCUUUGACUGUGGCAUGUAAUGAUUUCUUUGAAGAACAGUUAAAGAAAGAGGACUUUUAAAAAUCUUUGAUGUAAUCAGUCUUCAGGCCACAAAUGAAGCAAAGCAUGCCUAGUUAGGUAGCCCUCAUUGGUGUUUAGUGAAUGCAAACCAUCAUUCCUGCAACUGUUACUGCUCUAAGACAUUUAUGGAGCUAAUCAGCAGCUGGUGUAAGCUGGACCACUGCCAGCUUACACUACUUGAGAUAUGGCUUUUAAUAUUUCCAGUCUUUGCACUCCAUGCAUCUGUAACAUGCCUUCAUCAGUUGCCCAGGUCAAGGGCUUGGGGUGACAGAUCAUUUGGCAUGAGUUGAGAUUUCUAUUUCUUCAAUGUCAGUGGAAAGUAAAAGGCAUGGGAAUGUUACUUAUAUACUUUCUGAAUGGAAAAACUUUGGAAUGAGACAUAAUACUUGCAAUUUAGUUUUCAGUCAUUUUAUUUUAAUCUUAUUUUGCAGCUCAAAACCAGCAGAUUCUUUUAGCUCAGCUCUGCUUAUUCUAAAGCAUUUUUAGCUGCUGCUCCCCACACUCAUAUUUCAGAUGUGGUCACAGCUGUCUUGCUGCUGAAGCAUACAAUACUGCUUGCCAUUGUUACUGGCUCAUUUCCUCCAUGUCCCCAGCUUCAAUUUUGUUCUGUUGGCAUUGCUGUAUCCCAGUAGUCAACCUCUUCACUUGGCAUAAAUGAAUUUAUUCGUAUCAUAAAUUAUUCAAAUACAUAGAAGAUUUAGUCUAUGCAAAUUGCUUGGAGAGCUGAUGUAAGGACUGGGUCUUUGGGGGAAAUGUGUAAAUGCCUUCUGUUUUCACUACUCUGGAAUGCCUAAAAGAAGGACCACUUGUGGAGGAUUUAAUGAUGGAAUUCCAGGGUACAACUUUGCAAUGUGAGUCAUCUUAUGGAAAAAUGAUUAUUUUGUCUUACACUGAUCCCCACCCUGCAUGGAAGUGGGGGUUCCCUGGACCCCAAGGCCAGGCAAAGAGAGAGUAGGCAAACCCCUUCCACUGUUAGUUUGCUCUUGGGUUGAGUUAAGAGUAUUUACACACUCCUGUUUGAACUAAGCAUACUUCUGAAGCCCUGCAAGUCCUCAGUGGCAGGAUUUUGUGGCUUUUUUUCCUGUGUGGAGAGCUCUCUUACUUCCUUGUUAUUUUGUUGGUAACUUCAAAC
Molecule: messenger RNA, 1432 nt
Organism: Oenanthe melanoleuca
Lineage: Eukaryota; Metazoa; Chordata; Aves; Passeriformes; Muscicapidae
Gene: S100Z
Product: S100 calcium binding protein Z
Exons: 2
Coding region: 1-300 (99 amino acids)
Cellular component (GO): cytoplasm
Molecular function (GO): calcium ion binding
Source: RefSeq, a predicted model, not a curated record